AUGUUGCUGUGGCCGCUGAUGGUGAUGGUGGCGGCGGCAGCCGUGAUGAGACCGUGGCCGCUGGCCAGAGCUCAGACUCUGUGCCGCACCCGCACAGUGAGGACAGGAAAAGUGUUUAAUGUUUCCAAGCAAGCCCAAAGGGAAUCUCUGCGUUUCUCUUCUACGACUGUCUUGCUUAGACAUCCUUGUGAGAGAAAUAUAGCUGUGUAUCUAGGGCAACAGAUUUUUUUCACCAGAGAUAACUUUGAGAGUAGCCUCCUCCCAUUCACCAUGCCUGAGUGGACAAUGAUAACUGCACCAGAAGUCACCUCGGCGCACUUUUCAGGAGGAGCCUUGCUACUGGUGGUGAGUGGAAAGGUCUUCGUGUACAACUACAGAGAUAACCUCUGGUUUCAAUCUCAAGGUAUAAACCACCCUGUUUCACAUGUCAGUGGUGAUAAUUGCUGCUUUGCUAAAAAUGCCUUGUGUGUGGAAAUAAGCAACGACAUCUUUGCCUACAUGCAAGGAGAUGAGCUGGCUCAGGCUCACAUCUAUUUCUCCAAUAACGGCGGCUACAGCUUUGACUUGUUCGUCUUUGAAAGCCAGGCUGCAAACCCUGGAAUGUUAGGGGGAAUCUUUCACUUUCACCCCUUGUCACAGAUCGGCAUUCUUAUUGUUGACAAAGGAAUGGCCAUGUUCCAAUACACGGACUACCCACUCAACCGCAGCCUGGGCAUGGCCUUCCCAUACAAAGAUACCAUGAAUGUCGUCCUCACCCCGGGCCAGAAGGGCUUUAUCAUCCUCUGGAGCCAAAACAACCUGUUUGUGUCUCCCAACUCAGGUCAGCUUGUGAACACUGUCCAGUUACAGCAAGAAGGGAAGAUCCAGUUUCCCUCCAUCUUCGAUACCAACAUCACCAUCCACAACAUCGCUGCCAAUGAAAAUGAACUGGCAGUGUUAACACGGGAGAGUAAUUUGUUCUAUGGGAAUCUGGGAUUCCUGUCUACUCCUGCAAUCAAACUCGUAGACCAGUCCCUGUGGUCUCCGGAGGCAGCCUUGACAUUCCAUAGUUCAGGGAUGCUGGAAAUCCUGACCCCGGUUGUGGACACGGCAUUCGCGGCUUUCGAUUUCCAGAAGUGCUCUAUGAACAUGCAGGCCAUUCUCAUGGACCCCAACCUCCACAUUGAGAAGUGCAAGAUAGAGCUGCUGGAGGGCCAGUUUGAUGAAGACCUUUACACCAUCGAUAUGAAAAGCAGCCUGCUUCUGUCAGCCUUCUUCAUUCCGCGGCCUGGCACGUCCCCCAUUCCACUAGUGAUGGUGAGCAACCCCCACUCUCUGGGGCUGCAUGCAACCAUGAGUGAGUUCGGGAGCACUCUGGAUGGGAACACCCAGUACAGGCUGGACAUUAAACUGGAGCAGCAGCAGCACUCGGGCAGGACGGACCCCAAGUUUACCUCCAGCAUCAAGCGGCCCACCCUGUCUACCUUAACUGUGGACGUGGCCAACAAGGACAUUUCCUGCGUGGACAUGAAGCCACUGUCGACACUCAUCUCUGUGGGCUGUGACCUGAGGAAGAAGAUCAUGGUGCAGAACAAAAUCUCUGCCUGCUCCAAGGGCAUCCUAAACGCAGUGGAACUGCAGAAGAACUACACCUACGUCGUGGAAAAGGAGUCCUAUGACCCCAACUUCCUGGGUCACAAGGCCACCAACGACCUGUUCGUGACUUACCCGUAUAAUGAGCUGGGCUGUCCCCGCCUUGUCUACUUCAACGCCCCAUGGAAGCCGGUGGUGGAACUGUGGCAGGGAGACGAGCUGCAGGAGGUGGUGACGGCGGAGUACGUGCUCCUGGAGGUGAACGGGCUCUUCACCUACUCCUACUCGCUGACGGCAGGCACCGCCCUGUGCCACACGCAGCCGCAGAACUGGACCACCAUCAAGCAGGACUCCACCACCUGGAACCGAGAGAACUACGUCAGCUGCUGGGAGCCCAGCGAAAACCCACCUCUGCUGUGGCCUGAUGUGCCCUAUCAGGUCCUGGGUGGCCCCACCAGCAACGAGAUCAUUUUCGACCAACGGAACGGCAUCUACAUCUUCUACCUGUCCAUUGUGGACCCCCACUACAGCUACUGCCACCUGUACACCACGUUCAGCAUCUAUGUGUACGGGGCCUACCCGCUGCCCGAGGUGCCGCCCGAGAUCACCAUCUUCCUGCUGGUGAUCGGCAUGCUGCUGUGCCUGUGGCUGGCCUACAUCAUCCCCAAGCUGCCGAACACACAGUGCGGCCUCUCCAUCAAAAACUUCUGGAGGUGGCUGGGCACCAAGAGUUGGGGUACCCGUCCGGCAGACGCGGGGACCUACCCCUGCCUGGCUGUGGGAAUCAGACACGGCGGGGCGAGGCACCCCGACCCGCACCGCCCCUAUGCGGCCACCAAGGGGACACGACGGAGUGGAGCGUAA
Dipodomys spectabilis (banner-tailed kangaroo rat) is the source of this 2436-nucleotide messenger RNA. It is a transcript of the gene Catsperd, whose product is annotated as cation channel sperm associated auxiliary subunit delta. The transcript is spliced from 23 exons. The coding region runs from base 1 to 2436 and encodes 811 amino acids. NCBI's taxonomy places the organism in Eukaryota, Metazoa, Chordata, Mammalia, Rodentia, Heteromyidae. The record is from RefSeq and is a predicted model, not a curated record. Gene Ontology annotation, cellular component: sperm principal piece; CatSper complex. Gene Ontology annotation, biological process: sperm capacitation; flagellated sperm motility.